This is a messenger RNA of Gryllus bimaculatus (two-spotted cricket), 654 nucleotides long. Lineage: Eukaryota; Metazoa; Arthropoda; Insecta; Orthoptera; Gryllidae. The record is from the annotation of a GenBank genome assembly.
CGGUCGCGCAGCGGCAUCGUCAAGGACAAGCUGCUGCGGGACACGCAGCUCAUCUCGCUCAUCUGCGCGCUGCUGCUGAUCGAUGGACUGAUCGUGACGCUGUGGGUGAUGGUGGACCCCAUCCAGCGACACCUGCGCAACCUCACGCUGGAGAUCAGCCCGGCCGACCGCAGCGUCGUCUACCAACCACAGGUGGAAGUCUGCCGUUCCCAGUACACCCCGGGCUGGCUGGGCGCCCUGUACGUGUACAAGGGCCUCCUGCUGGUGGUGGGCGUGUACAUGGCGUGGGAAACGCGCCACGUCAAGAUCCCGGCGCUCAACGACUCGCAGUACAUCGGCAUGAGCGUGUUCGUGACGGACGACCGGCGGGAGCUGCAGUACCGCGUGGAGGUGCAGAACCGCGUGUACCGGCGCGAGGUGGCUGCACUGGACGCGGAGCUGGGGCGGCUGCGGCGGCAGCUGGCCGAGUCCCCGCCCUCCUCUGGCUCCGCCGCCUCCGUCGCACGGCGGGUCAAGUUAAAUAAGGCAUAUAACAAAACUGGAAGCAGUUACGACAUCAUUCAUAUAAAAAAUUGUUCUGCAACAAGAAUCUAUGAGUUGAAAAACAGUCAGUUUCACGACAUUGAUAUUACUGAGAAAGAUUCUAUGAAUUAA